Molecule: messenger RNA, 1389 nt
Organism: Parasteatoda tepidariorum (common house spider)
Lineage: Eukaryota; Metazoa; Arthropoda; Arachnida; Araneae; Theridiidae
Product: macrophage mannose receptor 1
Source: RefSeq, a predicted model, not a curated record
GAUGAAGAUAGAGGAUAUAGUAGAGAUAAUUCGCGUUUGUGUGUACAUCUUGAUUAUGAGAGUUUUUCCAUGGGGAAAUGGAGUGAUAUUCCGUGUCAUCGUAGACUAGCAUAUGUUUGUCAAAAGUCUACAAAUCCAUUAUUGACGGAACCAUCAAAGGACCCUUUUAUGUGUGGCAACAUUACUGGAUGGAGCAGAGUAGGAACAACAUGUUACGGUAUCUUUGAAGACAGUCAAUUGUCUUGGGUUGAAGCUCAGGCUAAAUGCAGAACAUACGAAGCCAAUUUAGCCACUUUUACUUCGUAUGCCGAUGCUAUUUUCUUGAAGAAAAAAAUCAGGAGGCAAGAUCAAUUCUUCUGGAUAGGAGUAAGAGAAACUAAAAUGAAUCAGUAUGUACCAGUGAUAAAACGUGAAACUACCUAUGCAAACUGGUUCAGUGGGCAACCUCGGCGAAAAUCACAAAUUAACAACUGCGUGUCCAUGGAUAGCCAAGCAAGAUGGAUAGUGCAAGAUUGCACAGAAAAGAAGUCUUUCGUUUGUGCUCUGAGUACUGAACAAGAAGAAUAUAAGAAUAGAGGAACAUAUGAAUCUAUUUUAGAAAACAAAAUGGAGGAAGAAAUAAAGCCUACAGUUGGUGCGAUUAUUGAAAAUGACCUUGUUUGUCCUGAGAAUGCUACCUGGGUCAAGCUCGGAAAUAUUUGUUAUUACUUUUCAACUAACUAUAAAUUCUGGCUCAAGGCUAUGUUUCUCUGUCAUCAAGCAGGUGGCAGUUUAGCCAGCUUUCAUUCAUUAGAAGAAGUUAAAUUAGUUCAGAACUAUCUUAAGCAGGAAGGCUACAAUACACUUUCAUCAUUCAGUAUUGGUCUCGGAAGAGGAGCUCGUGGUAGUUACGUAUGGGUAGAUCGAAGUCCUGUGGAUUUCACUUAUUGGGAAGACGAUAAACCACCUUCUGAUCUUCGGAGUAAUAACGAGUGUGUGAAAUUCAGUUUAGGUACAGCGAGAUGGCAUCCUAUGAACUGUGAUUAUGAGCCAGCGCCGUAUAUGUGUUCCUUUUCUAAAGAAGCUUUUAAACUCCAAAAAACUGAUUUAGUGAUAAAUACAACAAAAUUACACCUGUUGGAUAGAAAAAAUGAAGACCUUAGAAAGAGUGAUGUUGGCUACAGCCUUAGUACUGGAGGCAUUGUUGGAAUAUUGAUUUCGGUGAUGCUAAUAUUGAUAGUGAUUAUUGGUGUAAUUUAUCAUCUUUUCUAUUCAUCGCAUAGAACUGUAAGCCCUACUUUGUUAGAACCAGAUAAUCUUUGACGAGUGAACAUUGACGAAAUAAGAAUUUUGUUGCACUUUUGUAAUGUUAAAUAUUUACGUAAGAUUAAAUGAAAUCGUUUAUUUUCA